Messenger RNA from Plasmodium berghei ANKA, 10203 nucleotides. RefSeq names its product cysteine repeat modular protein 3. Gene Ontology annotation, biological process: signal transduction. The record is from RefSeq and is a predicted model, not a curated record. Gene Ontology annotation, cellular component: cell surface. The coding region runs from base 1 to 10203 and encodes 3400 amino acids. The transcript has 3 exons. Lineage: Eukaryota; Apicomplexa; Aconoidasida; Haemosporida; Plasmodiidae.
AUGGAAAUAAGAGCCGUUAUUUUAUUUAUUUCCUUUUUUGCGUAUAACGCAAAUAUUAUUAUAAAAAAUGAAUUUGUAAAAGCAAAACAAUAUUAUAGCUAUGAAUACAACAUAAAUCGAUCCAGUAAUUAUUUGCUACCUCAUACACAUGGAAUAUAUGCUUUCUCAUUAGACAAAACAACACCAAUUUUUAGUACAUUCGUUUUAAAUAAUAAUAAAUUCUUUAUCCGAAAUUAUUAUAAAUUUGAAAAAUAUUCCAAUUGUUGUUUGAGAUAUUUCCAGCUAAAGAUAUUUCAUAGUAAUAAUAUAGAAAUUUAUAGUAGACAUAGUAAACAGAAUAAAACUAUUUUUAUAGAUAUAAUUUUAAGUAAUGUAUUGAAUAAAAAACGAGCACAUUCGAAUAAUUACUUAUAUCAUUUAACUAUUGAUGAUUACAAAUUUGUUAAGCAUAAACAGGAGGGAUGUAAUGCAGAAAAUAUAAUUAGCACACAGGAGCGGAUAAUACAAGUAAAUAAAAAAACAAAAUAUAAAAGUAAUAAAGCAUAUGGUGUGGUUUCAUUUUUUAUAGAUUUGUACAAAUCCAUUCAAAAUAAAACCAUAGACUGUGUACUAUCAAAAAAUGAAAACAAUGGAUCAUUUUUAAAAGUCAUGGAUGGCUUUAAAAAUAAUAAAUGCCUUUUUAUAAGUGCUACACACUUACCUUCAAUAUAUUAUGAUUAUUUUAAUAAAAAUUAUGGCAAUAUAACAUCAAAAAAACGAAAGAAACGAGACCUCGAGGAAAUAAUAAAUAUGGGAAAUAUAUUUCAUCAAGUAGACAAAAAAAUAAAUAUUGCCACAAAAAGUCAUGAAUCAAAUAGAACAAUUAAUAGAAAGAGAGAUGUAUAUAAAAGUAGUAAAAAUGGCAGCAACAUACAGAAUCAGAAUAAUAUUAAAAAAAUAAAAUAUUCUAAGAAAAAUAGUACUAAGUUUUUGAAAUCGCGAUUUUUAGAUAAAAAAAUGUAUUAUUCAAAUCUAUCCAAAAUAAAAAAUAAUAUUUUGAGCACAAUCCACCUUAAUGAUAGAUUAUCUAAUAAUUUAAAUAAUUCUAGAAAAAUUCAAUUUACACCCAAUCAGACAUUUAUACGAACAAAAAAUGUUUUAAUAUCGUUAAAAAUAUAUGGUAGUAUAAAUGAUAAUGUUUAUAAUGGAUCUAUAUAUAUUUAUAAAAUUUAUGGAGAAUGUGAUGGAUUUGUAAUUGCAAAAGUUAAGAUAAUUGAUAUAACAAGUCUAUAUAUCAUAACAAAGCAUUUUGAAAUCAAUAAUAUUGGAACGUUUUCAAUUUGUUUUAAUACAAAUGAUACAUAUAUUCCAAUUGGUAAAUUAAAAAUCCAAAAUAAUUCAAUUGAACAAUUUGAUAUUAUUUCUAAUGAAAAUUAUAUAUCAACAUUUAAUUGCCCAAUAAAUGAAUCUUCUAUAUUAUUGCAUAUUAACUCACAUUACGGAGCUAUCUAUGCAGAUACCAACGGGAAAUUGUCAUAUAUUACUAAUAAACAUUCCGAAAUAGAAAAAAAAGUGAAAUCAAAACGUUAUUCUAUUGCAUGUUCGUCAUCAGGAAAUUACAUUGCUAUCCUCCAAAAACAAUAUGUAUUCAUUGUGGAAAAAAAUUUAAAAUUUUCUGGCGAAAUUAUUGCUCAUUUUUUAGAUAAUCCAAUUAGUAUAUUUUUAGAUAGGAAUAUUAUAUAUAUCACUGAUGCAAGCAGAAAAAAUAUAUUUCGAUAUAUUUCAGUUCAUAUAACAAAUAAAAAUAGGAGCCGCCAACUUUCAUUAUUAGACAUUAGACUUAACUCAGCACAGAGAAAUAGAAUACGCAAUGGAAAUUUCAAAAACAAAAUGCAUGAUAAAAAUAACAAAAAUUUCAAGAAAAAGUUAGCAAAUUUUGGAAUCACAAACUUAUUACAACUAAAUAAAUUUAUACAUAGUGUCGAAGAUUAUGAAAUUCUAAAUGGAAUAAGUUAUACUAUAGGAAAUACCCCAUAUGAAGAAGUUUUAUCAAAUAUGCCAACAGAAAAUAUGCAUUCACAAGCAUUAAUAAAUGAUAGAAUUUCCCUAGUUUAUCCAGCAGGUAUUGUAGUUUUCAAUAAUAAAGUGUAUUUUGUUGAUACAAUUUUGCAUACACUAUUUUGUUAUUGUUUAAUAAAAAAAGAAAUGAUAGAAAUGUAUGGUUAUUUGAAUUCACCGAUUAAAAGUGAUAGCGGCUUAGACCAGCCAUAUUCCUUAUCACUAUAUUAUUAUGAUGAAGCAAAAACAAACCUUUUAUUUUUAAGUGAGUUAUCUACACCAAGAAUACUAAUUUUUGAAAUAGAUAAUAAUAUUAAAUUAUAUCAAGUAUAUAAUGAUUUACCAUUUAAUAUUGCUACUAAUGUUAUUACAACAUCCCGUUUUUUGGUAGUAUGUGGAAUUAAUUUAAAUAAUGAAAGUAUUACAACUUAUAUUACAUUUAUUGAAAUACAAGAUUUAUCCGAUAUAAAAAUAAAAUAUAAUGGCUUUCCUCGUUCAUUCAAGUAUAAAGAAGUAGUAAACAUACAACCUUUAAUAAAAAGUGAUAAUAUUAUAAAAUUUAAAAUGAAUCAAUAUGACCAUAAUAUUCCAGAUAAUAAUAUUAUUACUGGAUUGAAAAUAAAAAAAUAUACUGGUAUUAUUUAUGGGACAAUAGAAAUAUCUGCUAUAUUUGAUAUAGAAAUAACAGUAUAUAGCAAUUUUAAAAAAAAAAUAUUAAUUUUAAAAAAAAACAUUUCGUCAUGCCCUAAAGGCCAUUUUUAUAGUAAUAAUAAUAAUUGUGAGUUAUGUCCUAUUGGAUAUUUUAGUAAAUAUAACAGGAAAGAUGAAUGCUAUAGCUGUGAAGAUUAUUUAAAAAACUCAAUUACAUUUUAUCCUGGUUCUGAUUCAGAAAAUGAAUGUUUAUGUAAACCUGGUUAUUAUUUAAGAGAAAAUAAAUGUGUAGAAUGCCCAGAAGGAUUUUAUAAAGAUGUUAUAGGAAACUUUAAGUGCCAUUUGACAUGUGAGCCCGUGAAGAAAAGUACUGUAACUGGAGCCAAAAGUUAUGAAGAAUUAAACUGUUCAUGCAAAGAUGGAUAUUAUACUAUUUAUGAUUCCGUUUGUGAACCUUGUCCACCCCAUAACUAUUGUUUAUAUAACCCCAAAAAUAAGUUUCAUAAAGCUGAUAUCAUAUUGUGUGGCAGUAAAUCAGUAACAUUGACUAAUGGAGCAUCAUCACCAACUCAAUGUGUAUGUGAUCGUGGAUAUUAUUAUGAUAUAAUGUCAAAUAGUUGUCACCCAUGUAAUUUUAAUAGAUACAAAACAACUAUUUCUAAUGAACCAUGUGAAUAUUUUGUGAAUAAUCCGGUACAUUCACAAGAAUAUUUACCCAAUGAAAAUUAUAUCCAAGGACAUAAUAUACAUUUAAAACAGACAAAUAAUAGUAUGUUUGCUAUGACAAAAGGAUCAAAAAUGCCUCAAAUGGCAAAUUUAUGCGAAAGUGGAUAUUUUUAUAGUAUGAAUAAAUCAUUUUGUUCUAUUUGUAGAUAUGAUCAUAUUUGUAAAGGGGCAUAUAAUAAAAUAACACAAUGUCCUAUACAUUCUGUUACUACAAAGUUAAAAAGUGAUUCCUAUUUAGACUGUUUAUGUGCACGGGGAUAUGGAAGAAUAAUUGUUAAUGAUUUUAAUAACUUUUCUAUAUCUUGUAAACCGUGUCCAUAUGGUACAUUUCAACCUCAUCUCUCGGCUGGUGAAUGUAUACCUUGCCCACCUUACACUUUUACAAAAAAUACAAAAUCAACGUCUAUUACUGAUUGUAUACCCCAAAAUGGAUAUUAUAACCAAUAUUUUGAGUAUAUAUAUGAAUAUACAAAAAAUAAGUUAGCUCAAAAUAUCCCCAAUUUUUUGCAAGAAUAUCAUCUUUAUAUAAAUGAUCAGUAUGCAGAAAUUAAACGAAACGUCGCUGAAAAAGACAAAAAUAAAAAUAAUUUAAAAAAGAAUAGUGGCAGUAAAACUUACUGUUACAAUAGUGAUAUAUCCUUUGAUUUGAGAGGAAAUAAAUAUGAAUAUUAUGACACAAAGGAACCAUCUGAUUACUUUAAAACAUAUGGGCAAAAAUAUAAUAAAACCAAUGCCAAAGAUAGCAUGAUCUGUUCUAAAGCAUAUAAUAAUGACGGUGGCAAUUACAUCGAAGAAUCAAACUUUUCUCAUGCCCAAAACAAUUUAAAAAAAUUAAAUAUUAACAAAAUAAAUAAUAACAUACGGCAUUUGAAAAGUCCUUAUAAUAAUAUAUUCCAUACAAAUUAUUUAAAAAAUAUAAUUUUAAUGGACAGGAUAAAACAUUACAAUUUUUUUCAACAAAAUCCUGAUUUUUUCAAACUUAAUAAUACUGAAAGAGAUAAUAUUCAUUUUUAUAUUAAUCACAAUAAUAAAAUGGGUAGAGAUAAAAAGAAUACAGAUUUUUCGAGGCAAUCUAUUGGAUUUAAAAACGUGGGAAUACGUUAUUUAUUGUUCGACAAAAAUAUCAAAAGAAAUAAUAAAAAAAAUACUAAAAUAAAUAGAAAAAAUUAUGUAGGAGAUACAAUCGAAAUGAUAAAUAAUCACAAAAAUGACAUAAGGUUAAUAGGUGUAACAAAAAUAUCAUCAUUAAUCACAGGAAUCGAAAAAACAAUCAAUGAAAUAGAUAUCUUAUCAACAACGCAUGUAGAUAUAUUAAAAACUAUAAGAACAAGAGAACGUAUUUACAAUUCCAGUAUAAGAAAAAAAAUAAUUUAUAGUUGCUAUGAAACAGACCAAUUAAUUAAACACACCAGAAAUACGAUAUAUGCAAUUACUAUACCUGAAAUAGAUAUAAUAAAUUGUUUAAACAAAUGCAUUUCCAAUGUAUAUUGCACAGGAAUAGAAAUAGACAAAAGACAUAAUAAAUGGAAAUCACAUAUAUCUUAUGUUUUAACCAGAAGUUCUGGAUUCGAAAAUAUUAAUAUUUAUAAAUGUAAUUUAUUUCUUUAUGAAGAUUCCGAUUCAUAUUACGAUGUAGACGAUAAAAAUAUAAAUGGAACAAAAAUUAAUAAUAAAAUCAAUGAUAUACAUAAAUAUAAUGGUACAAAUAAAAUAACAAGAUGCAUUAUUCAAAAAAAUUAUAUUUUCCAACUUUGGAAAAUUUAUACUUUUGAAAAAUGCCCAAAUAAUUAUUAUUGUCUAGGAAAUUCAUACAAAAAAUCUAAAUGUCCUUUAAAUUCUGUAAAAACAAAAUUUAAAGGGAAAAUAAAGAAUUGCUUAUGUUUACCUGGUUUUUACUUAAACGUAAAUACUAAAAAAUGUGUUAGAUGCCCUAAAGGAACUUAUAAAUAUAAUACAUCUAAUGAAAAUUGUUUAGAAUGCCCUUUAAAUUUAACUACUAUUUCUGAAAUGUCUACUUCAAUAUAUGACUGUGUUUGUAGAGAGGGAUAUUAUUUUCAAGGGGCUAACCAAAUUGAAUUGAUCAAUACAAAUAAGAUAAAACGAAAUAUACUGAAAAGUUACAAACCAGGUAAACACAGUCCCAUUCAACAAAUAAAAGAUAGAUUUUUAGAGGUGAAUCAAACAAAUAAUUUUUUUAAAAACUCAAAAGGCAUUAAAAGCAAAUUUACUGAACAAGAGAAAGUGAAAUACACUACUAAAAAACUAAAAUCAAAAUAUGUGGCUAAAAAUAAUUUAAUCUCAAUUAAUGAUAUAAAUUUUAUUCAAUCAGAAAAUAUUCAAGUAAUCAAUUUAAAUCCAAUAUAUCAAAAUACAAGAAAUAACGAAAAAUAUUUACAUUCUACAGUGGAUUCUAAAGGCACCAAAAAAAACAUAUAUCAUAAUAUUACCGAACAAUGUGCUAAAUGCCCUAAUGAAAUGUUUUGUCCCGGCGCGUGGUUAAAAAAUUUUGAAUUUCAAAUUCAUCACCCCCCUAUUUUUUGUCCAGAAGGGUCAUUUAUUCCUAAAACCACCAUUAUAUCGACGGAUAUAAAUAAAUGCUUAUGCAAAAAAGGAUAUGGUAUAAAUUUUAAUAAGAAUAAGAAUAAAUGCAUAAAAUGUAAAGAAAAAUAUUAUAAAGAUGUAGUAGAUGAUUCUUUAUGUGCAGGAUUAUGCAUGGAAUAUUCUACUUCAUUUAAAGGGUCGAUCAGCAAAAAACAAUGUUUUUGUAAUACAAGAAAAUAUAUGAUAAGAGAAUCCUCAAAUGAAAUUAAAUGCAUAAAUUGCCCCGAAGGAUCUUUAUGUAUUGGAGGAUUAAAAUAUAAACCAUUAAAAAUAUUAAUUAAAAAUAUUAAUUAUACUAAUAUCGAAGUGGUUGACCAUACUGUUCCAUUUCCCCAAAAGGGAUACUCCGCUACCUUUGAGAUUGUGCAUCCAGAUUUUUCUUGGACACCAUUAAAUUCAGUAAAUCUUAAAAUAAACAAUUAUGAUAAUUCUGAUAUAGUACUGUCAAACAAACUAUUGUUUGAUGUUUUUUAUACGAAGAGAAAUUAUGUUGAAUUGGAAGUGAGCAAGUUUAUAAAUGGUAAUAAGACGUCAUUAUUGAGCAAAAAUUCUAUAUUUUUUAGAAAGAAAAUAAUAUUAAAUAUUUCUAAUAAUAAAAAUAAUAAAGAAAUAUAUUUUUCAAAACAAGAAAAUAAAACACCUGUACUGAUUACAGAAAACGGAGAGCAAAUAAAAUACAAAAAAAGUUUUCUAACUGUUGAUAGAAUACCUGAUUUUCAUAUAUGUCCAAUUAUGAAAAAAUGUGUAGGAGGAAUAAAUAAUUUAUGUUAUGAGGGAUCAGAAGGAUAUUUAUGUAGCAAUUGUUCUAAAAAGUAUGAUACAAAAUAUUUUAGAUCACAAUGCUUUAAAUGCCAAAAAACAAAAAUAGAAAUAUUUAACUUUAUAUUGUUUAAGGCUGUUUUUUAUGCAUUAAUAUUUUUUUUAAUAUAUUUAAAUUAUUUUUGUUGUAUAAAAAAAAAUUUUGUGUUUAUAGGUAUAUUCAAAAUAUGGUAUGCAUUUAUUAUUUCGUUUUUACCAUAUAUAUUUAUAAUGGAUUCUAAUUCACCUAGAGAAGAAAAUUAUAUAUUAUAUUCCCAAUUUUUUACUAGUCUACCUAUAAAAUUUAUUACACAGCAUUUAAAAAUAAAUUGUUUUAUUAAUUCAUAUAAUAAUGAAAAAUAUAUAUAUGUAUGGUAUGUUCAGAGAUUUAUAAAAAUUGCAGAGCCUAUAAUUGAUUGUUUUUUUCUGGUAUGUAUAUUUAUAUGCUUUUAUAUAAUAUACACAUGGUGGAAUUAUCAAAAAAUAAGUCUUAUACAAAAAGUUAUUAAAAAGCAAAUAAAUAAAGAAUAUAAUAAAGAAUAUUAUAAAUACGUGUCUGAUUUCUAUUAUCAUUAUUAUCAAAAAGGGAUUAUAGAUACUAUAAAUAACAAAAGGAAUAAAACAUAUUUGGAAUAUAUGAAGUAUGAUUGCGAUUAUUUUUCCUCAUAUAAUUCAUUGAGUUUUAGGACACCCUUGCUCAAAAAAUGGAAAAAUAAAAAGUGUUCCAAGAAAUUGGAUAAAAGCAAACUCCAUAGUGUAACAUCGUGGAAAUCGAACAAAAACCAAAGUUCAAAAUGGAUCAAUCAAAAAGUAAGCAAUAAAUCCCACAAAUGGAUAAACAAAAAGGAAAAGAAACAAAAAAAUAAAACAAUUUCAUUAGAUGAUAUAAAUUUUUUGGAAUCAUCAAGUUUUUCACGCAAUAAAGAAUUGACAAAAGAAAAUAGUAAAGAAUUUGAUUUUUUAGAUGUUAUAAAUUUUAAAAAAGAUAUAUCUCACAAAAUAAAAAAAACAAGCAGUUUGCCUAUCGAAGAAAAUAAGACAAAAGACAAUUAUUGGACAUCCAUAUGUCUACUAAAUAUAUAUAAUAUUAAAGCUAUGGGUAUAUUUCGAUAUAUUCAUCCCCCUAAUAUUAGUAUACAUAAGAAAAUUGGAAGUAUAUUAUCGGAUUUAAAUGCAAUAUAUAUAAUUGUGUUUUAUAUACAUUUUCCGUUCACACUUAUGAGUAUAUUAGAACUUAUUUGGUGUCAAUCAACAAAAUAUAAAAACAAAUUACCUAUAUUAAUAUUAUAUCACAUGCCUUCACAAGUUUGUAGUUUUCAGAACAAAUUAUUUUUAUCAGGAGUUUUGUUUUCUGGCUUUUUUUUUUUUAUUUAUUUAUUUUUAUUUAUAAAAUAUUUUUAUGGCACAUUUAAAAAUUUUAAAGUUUUCCAAUCCUACGAUAGAGAUUUUAAAUGUUAUUUUUUAUUUAAUGGAUAUAAUUAUCAGAAUCGAUGCUGGGAUUUUGUUAAUAUAAUAAAAAUUGUAUUGUUUGUUACAUCAUUUAUGUGCCAAUUUUACACAAAUAAAAUUAAUAAUUCAAAAUAUUUUAUUUUUUCAUGUAUAAUAUUCAUUAUAAUUACAGAAAUUACACUUAUUUUAUUAUAUUCACCAUAUGACAAAAGAUCUAAUAAUGUUUUACAAAAACUUAGUCUUUUGUCUAUUUUUUCAGUACUCAUAACAUACUUAACUACACACUUUAGCUUCUUUUUUGAUUUUUACAUAAUAAGUGCAUUACCAUUUAUAUUGUUUAUUUAUUUUCACAUACAUACUAUAAAUAAAAUUGUCCUAGAAUUUGCAUUAUAUAAAAAUAUUUUAAUGAAACCUACAAGACAAAAACAAAAACUAGAUUCAGAAGAGUUUCUAAAUGAAAAUAGCAUUUUAUUUAAUUCCUAUUUAAAUACAAAAACGAAUAUCCAAGAUAAUGAUGAAGAUAUUAUUUUCUCAAACAGUAAAAAAAUAAGUAGAAAAUAUAAAAGAUAUAAAAAAGAGAUUCAUUCAAAAAUAAAAGAGAAUUAUAAUUUACUAAAUUUUGUUUUAAGAAUUAAUAAAAUACCUUCAUGUUCCAUAUUUUUUAAUGAGAAAAAUGAAGAAAUAUUUGUACAAGAUUCAAAUGAUUUAAUAAAAUGUAAAUAUUAUAAAAACGAGAAAUAUUUUAAAAAACAUAAUAAUUCUCUUAAGAUAAAUCCAAAUAUUAUUACUCUAGAUAUAUUAUAUUCUGAUUUACUUUAUUAUAAUACAACAUACUCCAAUAAUGAAAUAUUUACCAAUUUAAAUAAUUCACCCCCCCCAAAAUAUUGUUAUAGUAGUAGUGGGUCUAAAAUGAGUAAAGAUGAAAGCCUAUCGAAUCGAAAUGGGUUUAGAGAAUUUUCAAAUACAGAAAAAAUCGUAGAAUCAUCAGAAUCAUAUGAAGAAAAAAAUGUAUUAGAUAAUCAAAUUCAAAAAGAUACGUUAAAAAAUUACAAUUCUCCCUUAAAUAAAACACAUUUUAUCAAAUGUCUCACUGACGCCAUAAAUAUCUUGUUUGUUAAUCAAUGCUAUAAUCACAUAUCUGUAGAAUGGUUGAGCUUUGUUAUAAGGUUUUCUAUAUGCUUUAUACACUGGGUGAAGAAUCAUGAUAAAAACAUAAUUGAUUUACCUCCUUUAAAUAAAAGGCAAUUUGAGUUAAAAAAAAGGAACCUUUUGUUUUAUUCUUUAUUUAGUUCAUAUUCAGAAUUAUAUUCUUUAUAUUUUCAUAUAAAUAAAUAUAAUAAAUUUGAAACAAAUAAAAACGAUUUUGUGAAAGCCGAAAAUUUAGAAAUGUUCUACAUGUAUUUAACUGAGGUCAAUCACCUAAAUAUACAAACUAAUGGAGAAAAUACACAAGGUGAUAAUGAUAAAAUACCAGAGUAUUUUGUUCCUUCAAAUUUAUUAGACGAUGAAUUUUACAUGUGUGAGCAUGAUAUAAUAGCCAUGUUAUUUGAUAAAAGUAUCUUUAGAAACCUGUCGAUUACAUUAUUAGAACUACAAUAUGCCAUUUAUAUGAUACAGUUUAUUGAAAGCAAAAGAUUAUCAAUUUUAAUUUUUUUGUUUUGUGAAAAAAAAAAAAAAAAAAUGAUUAAAGAAAAAUCAUAUAUAAAUAUGAUAAAAGAUACUAAAAGACAUGUACAAAAUAUCCUAAGCAAUGAUACUAAUAUCAAUCAAUUAUAUGAGGUUGAGCAUCGUUAUUUGAAAGAAAAUAAUUAUAUAAUAAAAAACAAAAUUAAAGCGUUACAAAAAAUAAUUAAUAAAAAACAAAAUAAUAAGUAUCCAAAGAUUGAUAAUAUAAAAAGUAUCAUGACAGAAGAAAAUGGCAAAAACAAAUAUGAUAAGUAA